GGUAACAAACUUCAUCAUCACGCAGUCUCGUUUUCACACUAUUUUAUAUAUACAUAUGUGUACUUGUCUGAAUGUGGAUAAAUUAAGAGAUUGGAUAUACCUUUGGGACCCUUACAAAAUGGACCACAGAUUGUUUGAUGCAGCUCGGUCGGGAGACACAACAACACUUCAGUUGCUCCUUCAAGAAGAUCCUCUUCUUCUCGACCGUUUUUCUAUGUCUUCUCUAGAGAAUCCUCUCCAUGUCUCAGCCUUCUCCGGCCAAGCUGCCUUCACGGCAGAAAUCUUGCGUCACAAGCAAGAUUUAGCUCUGGAGCUGAACCAACAAGGUUUUAGCCCUCUUCAUAUUGCUUCAGCCUCAGGGAAGAUAGAGGUUGUGAAAGCUCUCCUAAGUUUCGGCCAGAAACAUGUUCUCUGCCGCUUGAAGGACAAAGACGGUUCGAUUCCUCUUCACUGCGCCGUGCAGAGAGGGAGAAUCGAGGUCAUGAAAGAGCUGAUUUCUUAUUUCCCCGAAUCUCUCAAGGAAGUAAAUGCUUCUCUUGAGACACCUCUUCAUGUUGCUGUUAAGAACAAUCAAGUGGAAGCUACGAAGUUGUUGCUUGAAGAGAUCAAGAAACGUGACAUGUCGGAGAGGAUCGUUAAUAUGGAGAAUCGAGAAGGCAAUACAAUCUUGCAUCUUGCAACACUUGGGAAACAGCUUCAGGCAAGUUGUUUCUUAUUCUUUACUCAUCAUUUACAUACCUCUACAUAUUGAUCCUGAGAUUUUUGGAGUUAUAAACAAUCCAAUUAUAGCAUAAUUAUUCUGCAUUAAAAAAACAAGCCAAUGAGACUAUAAUAAAAAAAAUAUAAAUGAUAUACAUGGUUAUUAAUUACUCAUCUCGGUUUUUUAAUAUUUGACAUUUAGAAUUUGUUUUGUUUGAAAUUAGAUGGCAUUUUUAGAUUUCUAUGUAAAUUAAUUAUUAUUUUUAUAUUUAUAACUUUUAGUAUUCUGCAUAAUAUUGUAUUACUGGUUGAAUUAUGGUUAAGUUGAUAAUUAUGAUAUAUUUUUGUUUAAAAUAUAUAGAAAAUUAAAUAUUUUUUAAAAUUAUUGAGUGUUAAAGGGUCAUCUCAAAAAACGGAGGGAGUAUAGGAAUGAUGUAUAAGCUAGUUAACUAUGACAUGAACAUGCAUCAUGCUACGUAUAAUAUUUUUUAUGUACAGAUUGUGGAGAUGUUGAUUGGUGACGAUGCAAUACUCAGCGGAGUAGAUGUAAACAGACAGAACAGAAACUGGUUAACACCAAAGGAUAUACUCGACGUGGUUAUUGAAACCGAAGGAGGAAGUGUUUCUGAAAUGUACAAGGUUGUUCAAAUCUUUCAGACAGCUUCAGCAAAUAACGCACGUACGGGACGUCAACGGCUUAAACGUAGUCAUCAUACUAGAAACCCUAUUCGUAUGAUAAAGAAUCAUAUAAACGACGAGAUUAAUAACUCCACACUCGAACAACGAGAAACGCUAAUGAUCGUUGCAACACUCAUAGCCACACUUACAUUCACCGGAGGUCUUCAGCCUCCAGGAGCUUUCAAGAGUGAAGACGCUAACGGUGGUUCAAACGCGACAAACACAACAAGGGCAACAACAUCACUAGGCCGAACUUUAGAUAACAUUUUCGGACAAAGGAACAGCACUGCAGGACAAGCGAUCAUGGCGGACAGACGAGUUCACUUCACUCUCUACUCUGCUUUUAACGCGAUUGGGUUCUUGGUUUCGGUGGCUAUGAUCUCUCAGCUCACUAAAGGGUUCCCUCUGAGAAACUGGAUGAGGCUUUGCAUUAUCUCAGCUGUGUCUACGUAUAGUCUUGCUAUCGUCUACUUAGCACCAGAUGAGGAUGUGUUUUGGGUCGUGGUUCUUGCGGCAGCGUUGCUCUUGGUUCUUCGUGAGCUUUAUUUCUUCAUCAAAUCGUUGUGCAAUGGCAUUAAGAAGGCAACAAGUGAAACUUAACUGAUCACAUCCUUUUGUUGUUGUAUUUUUAUUUAUUUUUCAUGUUUGCUUUUAUGUGUAUGUUUUUCUUUAUAUAAUGUGUUUUCUUCUCAUGUUUGUUUUUUUGUAACAUCUAAAUUUUUAUAGAUAUUAAAACA
This is a messenger RNA of Brassica rapa (field mustard), 2114 nucleotides long. RefSeq names its product ankyrin repeat-containing protein BDA1-like. The record is from RefSeq and is a predicted model, not a curated record. Gene Ontology annotation, molecular function: protein binding. NCBI's taxonomy places the organism in Eukaryota, Viridiplantae, Streptophyta, Magnoliopsida, Brassicales, Brassicaceae.